Pedinophyceae sp. YPF-701 is the source of this 3534-nucleotide messenger RNA. Lineage: Eukaryota; Viridiplantae; Chlorophyta; Pedinophyceae. The record is from the annotation of a GenBank genome assembly.
AUGAGCAACGGGGCGCAGGUUCGCGGGAAGCGCGUGGCGGUCGUGGGAUCGGGGAUCACCGGCCUCAGCUGCGCCUGGCUGCUCCAGAAGAACGGCGCCGAGGUCACGCUGUUCGAGAAGGAGCCGCGGUGCGGCGGGCACACCUGGACCGACCACCACGGCGAGCACCCAAUCGACCUGGGCUUCCAAGUCUUCAACCUGACGACGUACCCGCACCUCGUCGGCCUCUUCGAUGAGCUGGGCGUCGACUCCGAGCCGUCGGACAUGUCGUUCUCGCUCUCGCUCGACGGCGGCCGCCUGGAGUGGUCCUCCGACGCCAUCUUCGGGCAGCGCUCGAACAUGCUCUCGCCGUCCUUCCUCGGGAUGCUCCGCGACGUCGUCCGCUUCGGGAACACCGCGCCGGAGGUCCUCGAGGGCGCGCGCGCGCACCUCUACGAGACCAUGACCGUCGCCGAGUACCUCCGACGCAACAACUACGGAAAAGCCUUUGUGGACAACUACCUGCUCCCUAUGUGCGCCGCCGUGUGGUCCGUCCCGAACGACAAGGUCCUCGCCUUCCCCGUCCGCAUGCUCGUCCGCUUCUGGGUCAACCACCACCUUCUGGACAUUAUGCAACGCCCCGUCUGGCGCGUGGUGAAAGGCCGCUCGGAGACCUACGUCAAACGCAUCCUCGCGGACCUCCCGGACGUCCGCACCAGCACGCCCGUGCACGCCGUGUACCCCUCGUCGAGUCCCGGCAAGGUGCCGGUUGAGGUCGAGACGGCGGCGGGGAAGGAGCCGUUCGACCUGGUGGUGAUGGCGUGUCACACGGACACGACGCUGCGUGCGCUGGGGCCGCGCGCGCCACCGCGGCAGAAGAAGAUCCUCGAGGCGAUCCCGUACAACUCGAACGACGUCGUGCUGCACACGGACGAGUCCCUGAUGCCCGCCCGGCGCGAGUGCUGGUCGGCGUGGAACUUUCUCGGCCGCUCAGAGCCGCACGGAGGGCGGGGGGAGUCCGACAGCGGCACGGGCGCGGUGUGCGUGACGUACUGGUGCAACCGGCUGCAGAACCUGCCGGACGGCGCGCCCACGACGCUCGUCACGCUCAACCCCAUCAAGGAGCCGGACGAGUCGAAGAUUCUCUUCCGAACGCAAUUGGAUCACCCUGUGUUCUCGUUCGGGUCGCAGCAGGCGCAGGCGUCGCUCCCGGAGUGCCAGGGCGACGGCGGGGUGUACCUGUGCGGCGCGUGGGCCGGGUACGGGUUCCACGAGGACGGCCUGCGCGCAGCCAUUGCCGUGGCGAAGGGCGCGCUGGGGUGCCGGCUGCCGUGGACGCCGCGGGCGGUGUCGCCGAAGACGACGUGGUGGCAGCGGCGCGGGCUGGACAUUUUCGACAUGUGGGCGCGGCACUGCGUCAAGGUGGGGCGGCUGCGCGUGAUUCUGCCGACGGGGGAGGAGAGGUGUUAUGGGGGGGGGUUGCCGGACGCGACGGAGGAGUCGGAGAAGGAGCGGUGGUGGGGGAAGCCGGCGCUGGACUGCACCGUGCGGGUGUUCGACAUGGACUUCUUCUGGAAGUGCAUCACCCGGCACGACACGGGCGUCGGCGAGGCCUGGAUGGACGGCGACUGGACGUGCGCGAACCCCGCGGCCUUCAUGGCCGUCCUCACCGCCAACGCCGACCAGCUCAACAACGGCCGCGGCGGGCGCGGCAUCCUGGGCCCGUUGGCCAACUGGAUCGGCGACCGCAUGCUCUACCUCGCGCACCUCACGCGCGCCAACACCCUCGAGGGCUCCCGCAAGAACAUCGAGGAGCACUACGACGCCGGCAACGCCAUGUACAAGACUUUCCUUGACGACACGAUGACCUACUCCUCCGGCAUUCAUGCGCCGGGGCGGUCCCUGAAGGACGCGCAGCUGGCCAAGCUCGACGAGAUCAUCCGGAAGGCGCAGAUCGGCGCGAGCGACCACGUCCUGGAGAUCGGGUGCGGCUGGGGGAGCUUCGCCAUCCGGGCGGCGUCGACGACGGGGUGCCGCGUGACGGGGCUGACGCUGAGCAAGGAGCAGCUGAGCGAGGCGACGCGGCGCGUGCAGGACGCCGGGCUCGACGCGCGCGUCACGCUGCUGUACUGCGACUACCGCGACUGCCCCGGCGCGGGCACCUUUGACCGCGUGGUGUCGAUCGAGAUGAUCGAGGCCGUGGGACACGAGAACCUCCCUACCUACUUCGGCACAAUCGCGAGGAUGCUCCGGCCGGGCGGGCGCGCGGUGAUCCAGGCCAUUUCGGAGCCGGACGAGCGGUACGACGCGUACUGCAACUCCUCGGACUUCAUUCGCGAGCAUAUCUUCCCGGGGGGGCACCUGCCGUGCGUGGGCGCGUGCGUGGAGGCCUGCCGCGGCACGGGCCUCGCGCUGACGGGCACGGACGACAUCGGCCCGCACUACGCCGUCACGCUGCGGGAGUGGCGUCAGGAGUGGGAGAAGAGGAAGGGGGAGGUGUUGGCGCUGGGGUACUCGGAGCGGUUCUACCGGAAAUACCAGUUCUACUUCGCGUACUGCGAGGCGGCGUUCGACGCGCGGUACAUCCACAACUACCACAUGACGCUCGUCAAGGACGCCAACAUCUCGAACGCGAACGCGACGGGCGGCCCGACGUAUGUGGACGGGACGGGCGCGGCGGCCGCGCAGGGCCUCGGGAAGGACGGCGUGCUCGCGGCGCGCGAGGAGGACGGCCGCGAUCUGCCGUCGCAGGCCGUCGCGGCGCUGUGGUUCUUCGGGUGCGGGCUGCUCGCGGCGGGCGGCGACGGGUCGAUCGUCGGCGGCGGGCGGGUGUUCGCUGUGGCGGCCGUCGCCGCCGCGGCGUUCGCGGCGCUGACCGCGGUGUCGCGCGCGGUCAUGAUGGCGCUCGCGCCCGGCCCGAUGACGGUCCUCGGCGCGGCGGGGCGGGCCGACGCCGUCGCCGUUGCCGUGCACGGCUGCUUCGCGGCUCUGGCGGCGCCGGCCGCCGCGAUGCUGCUGCUCCGCAGCCCGCUCGCGCUCAUGGUCGACAACUACCGCGGCGGGGACCCCACGGCGCCCGUCCUCCUGGCCACGUGCGCCGGGUUCAUCGUCUCAAUGCUGUGGCACACGGUGUCGCACCGGAGGUUCCUGCCGCAUCCGUUGCGCGCCACGGCGCACUGGCUGAUCCUCCUCGCGACGACGAUGGUGCCGCUCCUGGCCAAGCAGCACGUCACGCUGCUCGCGGCGACGCUCGUCUCGGAGGGCGCCACGCUUGUCGGGGGCAUCAAGCAGGCGCUAGGGACCCCACACACGUGGCGGCACGUGAGUGCGGCUCUGGGGGCGCUCGACCUGGCGUGCAUCGUGAUCGUGCAGAUGCUGCCGCUCAUGUCGGCCACGCGCGUCCUCAUGGGCAGCCUGACCGCCGCGCCCGUCCCCGCCGCGGUGUCGUACGUGGCGCUGGCGGGCCUGGUGUACCGACAGGGCGCAGGGCUGGUGCGCCUGGGCACGGCGGCCAAAGCCAUGGUGAUGGACUCGGGCAAGGCGAAGGCUGCGUGA